Messenger RNA from Mya arenaria, 4920 nucleotides. RefSeq names its product ARF GTPase-activating protein GIT2-like. NCBI's taxonomy places the organism in Eukaryota, Metazoa, Mollusca, Bivalvia, Myida, Myidae. Gene Ontology annotation, biological process: brain development; regulation of ARF protein signal transduction. The record is from RefSeq and is a predicted model, not a curated record. Gene Ontology annotation, molecular function: GTPase activator activity; protein binding. The coding region runs from base 100 to 2442 and encodes 780 amino acids. The transcript has 19 exons.
AUCAACGCCUACAAAUUAAGUUUCAGAGGAUGAAAGGGAUCGACUGUCAAUUAGCUUUCUUUUCUCUUAAUUUGUGAUAUUCACGGAAUAUAUGAGCACAUGUCGAGAGGAAAAGUUAGAACAGCCGGCGAUCAGUGUGCCGAUUGUGGAGCUACGGAGCCAAGUUGGGCUUCCAUCAACCGUGGUGUGUUGAUAUGUGACGAGUGUUGUAGCGUACACCGGAGUCUUGGCCGACACAUCUCCCAGGUGAAGUCGCUAAAGAAGGGACAAUGGUGCCCCACACAGCUUGCAAUGGUGCAGCAUCUAGCUAGCCAUGGGGCCAACAAUAUCUGGGAGUACUCCCUCUGGGACCCUUCACAGAAACACGGCCGCCGGAAACCAAACUCCAGGGACCAGGUCCAUCCAGUGAAAGCUGACUUUAUUCGUGCCAAAUACCAGUUUUUAUCAUUUCUCAACAAAAGCAAAGACACAGAUAUUACAUCUCUUGAUGACAUUAGUCAGCAAUUGCACUCAAGUGUUCGAACAAACAAUUUAGAGACAGUGUUGAGAUUAAUAUCGAAAGGUGCUGACCCUAACUAUUACCACCCUGAGAAGGGCAACUGUCCCCUGCACGUGGCCGCCGGGUCCGGCCAGAUCCUGCAGAUAGAACUUCUAGUCAUUUACGGAGCAGACCCUGGGGCACAGGAUGCCUUUGGGAAAACACCUAUUGAGUAUGCCAAGGCUGAGGGUCACGAGGACAUUGCCAACAGACUGGUGGAGUGCCAGUAUGAGCUCACAGACAGACUUACAUACUACCUGUGUGGCAAAAAACCUGACCAUCAUAAAGGACUGCACUUUAUCAUCCCGGAGAUGGCUGACAGCAGCCUCGACAUGUCCGAGCUUGCUAAACAGGCCAAGAAAAAACUCACACAGCUAUCAAACCACCUGUUUGAGGAGCUUGCAAUGGAUGUGUAUGACGAGGUUGACCGGCGUGAGAACGACUCUGUGUGGCUCUCCACGCAUGACCAUACCUCCAUCGUCAGCGACCGCCAGGCAGUCCCCUUCCUACCAGUCAACCCAGAAUUCUCUGCUACCAGGAACCAGGGACGUCAGAAGCUUGCACGGUUCAACGCGCGGGAGUUUGCAACCCUCAUUAUAGAUAUUCUCAGUGAUGCCAAACGUCGCCAGACAGGCAUCGCACAACCUCUUACAGCCAAAGAAAAAAUUGAAAAGCGUGAAAGUCUACCAGCGACGCCAACAUCAUUUAAGCGUAUCGCGAACAGUUUUGCAAGUGACGAUGAGCCGCUGUACGACAGCGUGGCUUCAGAUGAGGAUUACAGCAGUGUUGACAACCUCUCUGUACACAACAUGAAGACAGAUGACAUGCAGACGGACAUAGGAACAGACACAAACAUUCAGCAUGAGGAUAAAGAAUCCACCCCUGUACCCAUCUCCUCUCCUGAACAAAGACAGUCAAGCCCGGACCCAGGGGGGUCAAAGUCAGAGGUUAAUGAGGUAGCGGGGAUGAGGCAGGCCCUCGUCCACUCACAGUCUGAGGUGCGCCAGCUUAUACAGGCCAACAAGAACCUUCAACAUGAGGUCGAGAGGCUCAAUACACUGGUGCAUUCACUUGUCCAUGAGAAUGCCAUGCUGCGGGAGCAACAGCAGCAUUUGUUACGUGGACAGGGUCCCCCGAUACCCAACGGAGGGGUUGAGGGAGAGGAUACACUCGGGCGCAUCCCGGGCAUCCAGACACGUGCCAAUAGGAACAGCGGAGGUGCCCGACCACAGUCAAUGUUCGAGCCCAGAAACCAAGAGAGAUUGUCGCAAAAGUCUAACAAGAGUCAGUCCAAAGAUGACUUGUACCCUGUGCAGUCUGGCAACGAAUAUCGCCAAAUUGAGGAGAACAAGUCGUCCAGCUCAGGAUCGUCAUUUUCUCAGGGCAGCGGAGAGUUGCGGCAUGAUUCACUCGGUCACUACGACAACCCCAUGUCACACUACGAUAAUCCCAGAUCAUUACCCAUUGAACAAAGUGCAAUAAGAGAGCAAUGCGAGUACGAGGGCGGCCCCCUGGAGGACAUGGAGGGGCUGGAGGGCUACCCUUCCCUUGAACUCCUCAUGCAAAAGACGGAGAAAAUUACUAAGAAAAUCCAGACACUUCUCCUUUCAGCCCAAGAACGCAACAUCACAAGUUAUGGUCCCUGUGCCAACAACAUCCACGCCGCAGUAUUAGAAAUGGUUGAGGUCUUCCCAGAGAAGCCUGAUGAAGAGAGUGUAAAGUGUGCUCUGGGCCAGUUGGUGACAAGUGCUGUCCGUCUGCAGGAGGAGUGCUCCGAGUGUUCAGAUAUCUCCAUGGAAACGGAGGAGUUGACUUUUGACCCCUCCAUCAAAACACAACAAGUGAUACAAUGUGCCUAUGACAUUGCGAAGUCUGCCAAACAGCUUGUGACCCUCUUUCAAUGAUGAUGGCAGGGAAAACAUUCAAAUCUAGUUGCCUCCCUUGAACCAUUGAUAAAUGCAAUCAAUCACAGCCAAGAGUGAAUGCAUUUACAAAGGAAAAAUAACCGAUUUCAGAGGUUUAUAGUUCAGCUUAUCUGAUUUGUUAAUGAAAAAUAUUAGCUAUUACCAUCAUCUUGUUAAUCAAAGUUGUCGGCAAUGUUUUUGAUAAGUUCAUUUAGGUCACUUCUUAAAAUUCUCAGUUCCAUCAUGUUUCUAUCUGAAAUACUUCCUUAAGUUACUUCUUUUCUCCUCAGUCCUGUGGAAUAAAGAAAUGUUUGUUAUAUGUUGCAAUAUCCUGUCCUGUGUAUAUUUUAAUGGAUUGUUGCUAGUUCUGAGUGAGAGAAACAGGACGGGUCAAAGUAGGACAAGCAUCUAUGCUCUUCAUUUUAUGAGGAAGAAUCUAUCUACAUGUAGGUGAUGACCAUGAUAAUUUUCCGUAAGGAGGACCUUGACUAUCUACCUGUAGGUUAUGCUUUUGACCAUCAACCUGUAGUGUAGGGGACGACCAUGAGCAUCUACCAGUAGGGGAUGACCUUGAGCAUCAACUUGUAGGGGAUGAGAUUGGGCAUCAACCUGUAGGGUAUGACCUUGAGCAUCUACCAGUAGGGGAUGACCUUGAGCAUCUACCAGUAGGGGAUGACCUUGAGCAUCAACUUGUAGGGGAUGAGAUUGGGCAUCAACCUGUAGGGUAUGACCUUGAGCAUCUACCAGUAGGGGAUGACCUUGAGCAUCUACCAGUAGGGGAUGACCUUGAGCAUCUACCAGUAGGGGAUGACCUUGACCAUCUACCUAUAGGGGAUGACCUUAAGUAUCUACCAGUAGGUGAUGGCCUUGACUCUUCUGUCUUACAAAUCUCAAGAGCAGCUAUAUUUAUGAUUUACACAUAUGCCGUCUCUAAUUUUUUGUCAUUAAUGUAUUCUUUGAAACUAUAUACAUUUGAAAUGAACAACUUUUACACACUUUUACUUUUGAAUACUAAUUAAAGCUAUUUUAUUGUUUGUGUCCCAUGGGAAGCAUGGCAGACACAGGGAUUCUAUUACUUUGUCAGGCAGCACCCUAGAUGUCCAUGUCACACUUUCGUUUCCAAUCAACAACUUUUGAAUGACUAGAUGAAGAGUGUUAAACCUUUGUGUGAGCAUUGUUCAUUAUCUGUCGAUGACCCUUAUUGAAUAAAGGGUUGAAGGUAAAGGUCAUCGUGACAUUUUCAUGAAAAAUUAUAGGGGCACCUGACAGGAGACACAUCCGUUUCUUGGAAUUCUAGUUUGUAUGUAGGUAUGAUUUUGUAAGUAUACCUUCAUUUCGUAGUUUCUAACCGUCACCAGAAUAAGGACCAGUUACGCUUGCCUUUUUAUGACAGAACUAUGUGUUCUGCUUUCGUAUUUCAAAGAUAAUUCAGUGUUUACAUAGGUGUAAGCAUCUAAGCAAUAUAAGUGUUCAUGUCUUGUAAGGCUGGAACUUUUUUCAGUUAACUGUUAUUAUAGGUCAUGAAAUAAGUAUUAAAAAAACAAUCUUACGGUUAUGAUGGUUAUGAUAAGAAUUUUGCCUGCAUGAUCUUGGUUAACACUAUGUUUAACCUGCUCUCAUAAAAUCAUUUAAUUAAAGUAGCCUAAGUAGAACUAAUACUCAUUACUAACCAAGAUCUUGACAUUUCACAAUAACUGAUUUCAUGACCCAUGGAAGUGCAGAUUCACGGCCACUUUAUGGCAGAUAUAUGAUUUUAUCCAAAGAUUAGUCCGUUAAUGUUUGUAGUCAUUUAGUUGUACAUUAUUGUUAAUGGACAUCACUUAUCCCACAAACUUGCAAUAUAUUAUUUAUUGUUAGUGUAUUUUAUAUUUAUUGUUAAUGUAACUGUAAAUAAAUGUACAUGCAUUCUUACAUGCUGCCUAAGAUUUCUUAAUUUACUUAAUUUCAGUCUUUUGCAUAGUAUUCAUUGUUAAUAUAUCAUACUCAGCAUUUUAAGUAUUCAUUUUGAUUAAAUUAUAAUUGUUCAAUUGAUUAUGCCAUUAUUAAUUUGUAAAAUAGGCUAGCAUACUUGUGUUUUAAACUCAUAUUUUACAAGAUUAUAAAUAAUAUAAUUAUUUUAACGACCAUAUACUUUCAGUUUGGAAUAAGAAAAUUGGUUAUAGCUCUUCGAAUUUAUACAUGCAUAUUUAUGAUUGUAAAAUCUGGAUUUUAUUAGCCAGCAUUUUUGCAGUCCAUAGUUAAUUGUUUGGAGGAAGCUAUGGAAAUUAAACCUUAAAGUCCAGUGCAGUUAAAGAAAGCAAAAGUUUAUCAGUUACAACAUGUAUUCAAUAUAUCACCUAUUUAAUGUCGGGCAGUAUGAGUAAGAUGAGUUUUGGUUGGUAUUUUACCCCUUUUAUAGUAUUCAUGUGCAUGCCAUGUGUUAUAUAACAUACCCUUCAUAUGAACAACUUAUAAACUGAAAUAAAGAAAAUAGAAAUG